Messenger RNA from Elephantulus edwardii (Cape elephant shrew), 2001 nucleotides. RefSeq lists its product as uncharacterized. The transcript is spliced from 14 exons. Bases 1 to 2001 code for a protein of 666 amino acids. NCBI's taxonomy places the organism in Eukaryota, Metazoa, Chordata, Mammalia, Macroscelidea, Macroscelididae. The record is from RefSeq and is a predicted model, not a curated record.
AUGGUGAUGGUGGUGGAGGUGCUAAUGGUGGUGGUGGUAAUGAUGAUGGUAGAGACAGUGGUGAUAGUAGUAGAGGUAGUAGUAAUGGUAGUGGUGGUGGUGCUGGCGCUAGUGCUGGUGGUGGAAGUAGAGGUAGUCGUGGAGGUAGUGGCUGUUGUGAUGGUGGUGGUGAUAAUGAUGGUGGUGAAGAUGGUAGUGAUGACGCACCUGACGGGCACUGAGAGCUGCCUGGGGGGCAAAGAGUCCAAGGCCCUGUGUCGAAACAAGCUGCCCUCCCUGCCAGGAGACAGGACCCUCAUCUGCUCAGCGUGCUGCCCAGAUGCCCAGUCCCCGGCAGCCUCCCAGGGCUGGGGAGGGACGUGGGCCGCGGCGUGGGAAAUGACAGGUUCUGAGGACCGUAAGGCCCAGCCCCCAGACAGUCCAGCUUUCUGGGCCAGAAAUGUAACUGAGAGCGGCCUUGAGGCCUGGGGAGGGCCAGUGGGGGCUGACCUGGGCUCUGGGCACCCCCACCGCAUCAAUCCGUUUCAGACACUCUGUGGACCCCCAAGGCUGGCCUGGGCUCUGGGCGCCCCACCCCUCCAGCAGUCCCUUUUGGCCACCCUGAGGACCCCCACGGCAGGGGGCGUCUCCCUCGUUUUGGCUGGCCCUGAUUACCAACGUCGCCAGCCACAGUCCAGGGAUCACAGUUUGUUAACGCUGCCAUACGGGAAUGUGUGCACACACGUCCACACUCGGUGUGCUCACACACGCGUACAUGUACACAAACACAUGUGCACACACGUCAACAGUCGGUGCAUUCACACACAUGUACAUGUGCACAAACACGUGUGCACACACGUCCGCACUCGGUGCGUUCACACACGCGUACAUGUACACAAACACGUGUGCACACACAUUCACACUCCGUGUAUUCACACACAUGUACAUGUACACAAACAUGUGUGCACACACGUUCACACACAUGUACAUGUGCACGCACACACGUACAUGUGCACAAACACGUGUCUACACAAACAUGUGUGCACACACGUUCACACACAUGUACAUGUGCACGCACACACGUUCAUGCACCAUUCACAUGCCUACAUGUGCACACGUACACAAACGCAUGUGUACACCCUCCCGUGUGCACACGUACACACGUGUACACAGGCACAGGCACGCAUGCACAGCCCCAUGUGUUCAGCUGUGCAGGGUGGGGAGCUGCUGGCCUGGACACCUCACCCCACCACCCACGGCAGCUCCACGAGCUGUGGUUCCGGCACAUUCCGCACCUUCCCGCUGGGGCUGAACCAAGCACAAACACACGAGUCCCUGCGUGCCCAGACCAUCUGGUUAUCGGGCAGCCAAAUUCCAAAUUCCCAGAUCCGAAGCCACCAAGAGGCCCCAGGGCACACGGUGAACAAGCGCACGCAGCUGGACACCUUGUCCUCAUCCCACCAGAAACAAGAGAAGAAGCAGCAGGGGAGCACCUUUCCCACCUGGGGGCUACAGGAGCCAGCACCUCCCUCAGCUCCCAAGCUUCGUUCCCACACCCAGAUGCAGGAACUGCAGGUGGAAACGGAGCCGGGUGUGAAAAGCCCUCCGGCUGGGCUCUCUUCAGACCCUGUCAGGUGGCUCCUUGGCAGCCUGGACCAGCUGGAUAACGAGCCUGUCUGUCGGAGUCACGUGCACAGGGAACUCUCGCCCGAGGCUCAGAGGGUCCCAGCACUUGGGAAGGUGGGGCGCAAACGGGACAGACGGAAACCACUCCCAGAUGGCCAAUGGAGCGGGAGCUCGGGGCUGAGGACCACGAGAACCUUCCCCGGAGAUAGCGAGCCUCCCGGAGCCUGCCCGGACCCUGUCCUGGUGUUGAACACUUGGGAGACUAAAGCUCAGCACAGUGUGGAGUCCACACAGGCCCUGGCUGGGGGGACGACUGAUGGACCCGCUGCCAACCGAACGCUGGAGACAAGUCCACCUCCAGACACCCCAGAAGAAAGACGGGCUACCCGCUCCUGA